AAUUAGAACACGCAUUUCAUACGUGCUGCUGUAAUUUCUACCCAAACGUUUCUACCCCAUGUUCUUACCUAAUAUUAGGUAAGGCUAUUUAUUAGAUUCGAACUACCUAAUCGAAAAAAAAAAAACAAAUCAAGAGUUGUACCUAAAGCAAAUAUGAACAAAACAAAAAAAUGAAUCGGUAUCAUUCAACGUGUUACUUUUCUUUGGUUAUUAAAGGCAGUUCUGAAAAGUAAUGGAUCAAUCGUAUAAAUCAAAAUUCAACAAAUUCAAGUGCAGUGCAAAAAUAAACAAUCCAAAGUGCAACCGUCAUAAUCUAUGGGGCAUGUCAUUAAGAUUGAUAGAUAAAAUUCAUUCCAUGGGAUAUACACAUGAAAUCGACGAAUCGAUGAGUAUUUGUGAGUCAUGUCGUGGAUUGAUAAGUCACAACAGAAGCCCGAAUACGAAAAAACGCCGAUCGGAUGGAAACGACGAAACUAUGCAACCAUCAUUUAGUGGGCAGCAACAUCAUGAUGUUCCAGAACCAGAACCGUCAACGAGUGGUCAACAAAUCGAACAUGAGCUGGAUAUGGUACCAUCUAUUCCAUCAUUGGAGUCAAUUCCGUCAACAGAUCAACUACAGGGUCCCCAUAAUAUUGAGAAGUUUAAUACCAUUGCUGAAACAUUGAGUUUAUCGCCAAUCUCAUCUAGAAACAUGAGAAGUAUGGAAUAUCGCAUAAACAAAUCAUUGCAGAUUACGAAAGCAGUUCGAAAAAAUAUCUUCGGAAUAGAUUCAACGGAUGUUGGCAAAGUGGAGGCGUAUGACGAGAUAAUUAUGCAGUUAAAGGAUAAGUUCAAUCACCCUACAACUGACAGAAGCGAACAGAUUAAAAUACUAUCUGUACUUCCUAAGUCUUAGUCGGUAAAUAAAAUCACAAGAGAGUUUAACGCACCAAUGUAUAUGGCGAGGCAGGUGAAGGAUCUUGUUUAUGAACAGGGUAUUCUUUGUACCACCGAAAAAAGAAGGUGGCAUGGUAUUGAUGACGAUACAAAACAAAUAGUAAGAGAAUUUUUUGAUGAUAAUGAUAUCAGCAGGCCAAUGCCAGGAACAAAUGAUUUUGUUUCUGAGGUUCGAAAUGGAAAAAAAACAACAAGUUCAAAAACGACUUUUGAUGAUGUCGCUCAAAGAGGCUUAUAUGAUUUUUGUAGAUAUGUACAAAACUGUGAAUAUUGGUUUCACAGUAUUUACACAGUUGCGACCAAAGCAUUGUAUUUUACUUGAUUCUACUGGUAUACAUAAUGUAUGCAUAUGUAGUAUUCAUGAAAAUGUAAAUUUAAUGUUCAACAGUAUAAGAAUUGUGUCACAAGAUGAAAUAAUACAAAAAAUGCUUUGCGAUAUUUCCACCAGAACAGAUAAUUGCUUUUUCCGUGCUUGUGAAAAGUGUGCUUGUAAUGAACACAUUGAAGA
Aedes albopictus (Asian tiger mosquito) is the source of this 1444-nucleotide messenger RNA. RefSeq lists its product as uncharacterized. The coding region runs from base 233 to 895 and encodes 220 amino acids. The record is from RefSeq and is a predicted model, not a curated record. The transcript is spliced from 2 exons. Lineage: Eukaryota; Metazoa; Arthropoda; Insecta; Diptera; Culicidae.